AUGGGUAAAGAAAAAGUUCAAUUGCGUAUUAUGAUAAUUGCUCAAGUGGGUUCAGGCAAGACAACUCUAACUGAACGAUUAAUCGAUUUAAGUAAUGGUAUUCACAGACAAACACCAUCUUUACAUGAUUGCAGUAUUACUACUGAAGCCUCACCGACUAAUUUCGAAACUAUGAACUACUGCGUUACUAUCGUCAGAAAUCUUAAUCAUCGCGAUUUUAUUAAGUGCGCAUUGAAGCCUUCAAUUCAGGCUGAUUGUGCCUUGUUGAUUGUGUCGGCUUGUAUGGAUGAGUUCGAGAACAGUAUGUCAAGUUUUGGUCAAAUGCGUGAAUAUGUUUUAUUGGUUUAUACACUGGGUGUUAAACAACUGAUUGUUGCAAUCAACAAGAUGGAUGCUGAUGAUGUGUGUUAUUCAGAAGAUCGCUUCAAUAAUAUCAAAACUGAAGUAUCUAACUUCAUUGUAAAAGUUGGAUUUAAGCCCGAGUGUGUAGCAUUCGUUCCCAUCUCGGCUAUACAUGAUGACAAUCUGUUUGAGGUAUCCAACAGAAUGCCUUGGUUUACAGAGUGGACUCUCAAACGAGAGGGAGGCAUGAUUACUGGCAAAACUAUACUAAAAGCUCUCGAUGCUGUCAUUGUACCUCAGCAACCAAUCGAUAAGCCACUUCGACUGUUUGUACACGAUAUUUUUAAAGUACGUGAUAUUGGAACAGUAGUCGCAGGUCGAAUCGAAACAGGUGUGCUAAAACCGAAUAUGAUCGUUCAAUUUUCUCCAUCGAAUAUAAUUGCUAAAGUUCAGUCGAUCCAAAUGCAUCAUAACUCUUUAGAUGAGGCUCGACCUGGUGACACCAUUGGUUUUCAUGUGAAGGAUGUCAGUUUAGAAAAUCUACACCGUGGUUUCAUCUGUUCCGAUCCACAACAUGAACCGGCUCAGCAGGCUGCCAGUUUCAUUGCUCAAAUUAUAGUGUUCAAUCAUCCAAUAGAAAUUAGACAAGGUUACACUCCUGUACUUUACUGUCAUGCAGCACAUAUUCGUUGUCGAUUCGUUGAACUCUUAGAAAAAAUCGAUCGAAGAACAAACAAGACUAUCGAGACAUCUCCGAAAUGUAUUAAGUCAGGUGAAACUACUGUUAUCAAAAUAGUACCACUGGAACCCAUAUGCGUUGAGACUUAUCACAACUAUCCAACUUUGGGUCGAUUCGUUAUUCGUAACAUGAGACAAGCGGUGGCAGUCGGUAUCAUCAAAGAAGUUGAAAAGAUAAAAGUUCCAUUGGACGAUAUGAUCACUGCUCAUACUAACCAAGACUAA
Adineta steineri is the source of this 1305-nucleotide messenger RNA. The record is from the annotation of a GenBank genome assembly. Lineage: Eukaryota; Metazoa; Rotifera; Eurotatoria; Adinetida; Adinetidae.